This is a messenger RNA of Cricetulus griseus (Chinese hamster), 711 nucleotides long. The record is from RefSeq and is a predicted model, not a curated record. NCBI's taxonomy places the organism in Eukaryota, Metazoa, Chordata, Mammalia, Rodentia, Cricetidae.
AUGUCGCGACCUUGUGGACUCCCAGAGCCUGUCAGGAACAACCUCAUAGAUGAUGCCAAGGCCCGCUUGAGAAGGUUCGAUGUUGGGACCAGGUAUUCCCAUUUGUCUUCUAAUAAAUACUCUGUCCUUCUGCCACUGCUGGUCAAAGAAGGAAAUUUGUACUUGCUGCUCACUGUCCGCUCCGACAAGCUGAGAAGGGCACCUGGAGAAGUCUGCUUCCCUGGAGGAAAGAGAGAUCCGGUGGACAUAGAUGACAGGGCCACUGCUCUCCGUGAAGCCCAGGAGGAGGUGGGGCUGCAUCCCCACCAAGUGGAGGUGGUCUCUCACCUGGUGCCAUAUCUGCUUGAAAAUGAUGCACUGGUAACUCCAGUAGUGGGUUUUCUAGACCACAACUUCCAGGCCCAGCCUAAUGCUGAUGAAGUUAAGGAUGUGUUCCUCGUGCCUUUGGACUAUUUCCUGAACCCCCAAGUCUACUACCAGAAACACUUCACACACUCUAGCUUUCAUUUUGUUAUACACUGCUUUGAGUAUACAGACCCCGAAACUGGUGUGAAGUACGUAAUCAAGGGAAUGACUUCUAAACUGGCUGUGCUGGUUGCCUUAAUUAUCUUGGAAAAAAGUCCCUCCUUUGACAUUGAGUUUGAUCUCAAUGACCUGAUACCCUCUUGUGAAAAGACCUUUCUUCGAAAAUAUCCUCCAAGCAAGCUGUGA